Molecule: messenger RNA, 624 nt
Organism: Prunus armeniaca (apricot)
Lineage: Eukaryota; Viridiplantae; Streptophyta; Magnoliopsida; Rosales; Rosaceae
Source: the annotation of a GenBank genome assembly
AUGGCUUCAAGAACGGCGACCAAAGACAUUAUCACUCUGCGUGGUUCCGCUGCUAUCGUCAGCGAGUUCUUCGGAUAUUCAGCGAACAGCAUUCUGUACAAUAGAGGAGUGUAUCCUGAAGAAAGCUUUGUAAAGGUGAAGAAAUAUGGGCUGCCCAUGUUGCUUACUCAAGAUGAAGGCCUCAAAUCCUUCAUCGCCAACCUAACUGCUCAGCUUUCUGAAUGGCUGGAAUCUGGCAAGUUACAGAGAGUUGUUCUGGUCAUACUGAGCAAGGCGACUAAUGAGGUUCUAGAGAGGUGGAACUUCAGCAUUGAGACUGACAAUGAGGUCGUUGAGAAGGGGGAGUCGAGGGAAAAGAGUGACAAGGAAAUCAUGAGGGAGAUUCAAGCAAUCAUGAGGCAGAUUGCUUCAAGCAUUACUUACUUGCCGUGCCUUGAUGAAGCCUGUGUGUUUGAUGUUUUGGCAUACACGGAUAAAGAUCUUGCAGUCCCAUUCACUUGGGUUGAGAGUGACCCCAAACUGAUUGCAAAUCCACAAAUUGUGAAAUUGCAUUCCUUUGACACCAAGAUUCACAAGGUUGACACUCUAGUGUCCUACAAGAAUGACGAAUGGGAUGAGCAGUAG